Messenger RNA from Mizuhopecten yessoensis (Yesso scallop), 2029 nucleotides. Its product is annotated as noggin-like. The transcript is spliced from 2 exons. Gene Ontology annotation, biological process: dorsal/ventral pattern formation; osteoblast differentiation; negative regulation of BMP signaling pathway. NCBI's taxonomy places the organism in Eukaryota, Metazoa, Mollusca, Bivalvia, Pectinida, Pectinidae. The coding region runs from base 878 to 1633 and encodes 251 amino acids. The record is from RefSeq and is a predicted model, not a curated record.
ACGACGUAUAGCAUCACAGACCCCUCGUUAGAAGCGAGGUGACGUGUAUUGGCGACAGUGCGCCAGCCCUAGCCCGACCCGCCGAGCGACUGUUGUGAUUGAGUGACUAUUGAGCCGAGCAGAUAUACGAUGAAAAAGCUGGAUUUUAUGUCUGUACUAUUGCAUAUUAAUGGUAUUGUAUUGGCGCGAUGCCUUAAACCCCUCCUACUUCUCCAUGGCUAGCACGUGAAAGCCGUUACUAUAAAUUUAUUGUAUGCGAGUCCCCUCCGCUGUUUGAUCUCUCCACAUUGCAGACUUUUUGCCUCGUUAAUACGCUGAAUCGCUGGCUCCGGCGGUACUGCUCCCCCCAAACAAGUUUGAUGACCGUGGUCCGAGGGACGGCCUACCAGAGGGGGAUGUGAUCAUAAUAUAGCGACCGCUCUCCACUGUAUACCAGUAACUACACGAUCGUCCUGUGAGUCGGACUUACCUGCCGGAGAUAGCGGAGAUAUAAACCCGGUUUGAUAGAUCUUAAUAGCAUUACUACAUGUACAUAACAAACCGUGUGACUGAACACACUUCUCUAGCAAUAUAGAAUUUAAAACGAACGGUGUGCCCGCCAGUAAAGGUCCGCGUCUAGACUACGUGUCUCUCAUAGCCUUUUCUGUGUAUACCUGGACGAGAAAAAGGCAUUUUACGUGAAAACAACUUAUACAUGUAGAUAGAUAUAUAUAAGAAAAUAUGUUGAGAUGAAUUCAUAACAGUAGUGUGUUUACCGAAGAGGACACCCGACCGAUUGCUGAUAAGAAACCCAAUGUGGUAUGGGCAAAGGGACAUUGCCAGUAUUGACGGAAACUAAUGUGACCACACUAUGACCUGAUUGUCACCUGAUCGAGUGAUGAAGUUGAGAGCGUGCGCGCGCGCCGCCCUGCGGUGUAUUGUGUACCUGGGAUGUAUAAUCGGACGGACGGGAGCGGACCGCGAACAUUGGAACAGCUUACAAGAAAACGAUGUGUUUUCGCCGGACGAUAAUUCCGGAAACUCUAUAAAAUUCCAUAAUAAAGAGCGACCAGUACCAUCGGAUGAGUUACCCGUGCUACAGCUGGUGGAGAACCCCGAUAAUUCCUUCAACCCCACAGAAAGGGACACCGAUUAUCGGCAGUUACGGAGAUUACUAGGACAUCAUUUCGAUAAAAAAUUCAUGUCGACAGUGAGACCUUUAGAAAGUGUUAUACGUCCAAACGGAACGUUGGAUUUUAAACUUAAAAAGGGUCGACCGAAGGAACGGAGACCUAAUUACAUCAAGUUUUUCGGCACGCCAGUGUUUACAGGUGUUGGUAGUCAGACUUCGAAACUGCGCGUGAGCAGGCGGACUAGGAAGAAAAUCCAGAAGUAUCUGUGGAGUUUUACUCACUGCCCCGUGUUUCACACAUGGAAAGACUUGGGGGUGCGGUUCUGGCCGCGCUGGAUAAAGGAGGGACAGUGUUACAAGCGAAAGUCGUGUUCCAUACCUCCGGGGAUGACUUGUCGCCCCAGCGGAUCCACCUCAAAGACGAUCCUCCGGUGGCACUGUAGAGACUGGCAAAAGAACGCCGUGUGCCGAUGGAUACACAUAAACUACCCCAUCAUCACGCGAUGUUCUUGCGCGUGCUGACAUGUGAAACGGGAUAUUUACUUCUCAAUGAAGUUAUUUAUAUCGACGAUAUUUAUUUUCUCGUUUAUGGGUUCAUGUUCAAAAUGGACGUGGAUUUAUACUGCUGUACAAUACUAGUGAUACACAAUGUUUAAUUUAUUCUUAAUGUGCGCGACUGCCUCUAAAUGGCCGAUACAAGGCUGGUGUCGGCUGCUUCGUGCAAUGGACGUGCGCUCUUCGGAGUGACUUGACGUAUUCCUUAUAUGUCAAUGCACGAUCGUUGUUGACACCAGCACAUCUUCAUGUGUUGAUAAACUAUGGUUCUGUAAUUUUUACGACUAUCUCGUGGUCCUGAUGUCUCGAACAUCAUCGGAACACUAAUGUUAUCAUGUUUUGUUAUUAAUGAAUUUAGUCACC